AGACUUUUCAGCCUUGUUCGUAUCUGCUUGUUUUGUCGUCCUUGUGACUAUAUUGUCCUGAAUGGAAAACAUCGCCUUUCAUUUCCUAUUUCUGACCUACUUCACUUUCGCUCUGGUAUGUUUUAUUGCUCAACUUAAGGCGGAGAAUCUGCCGGAUGACGGUGGCUGGACAUCGCAGGGUCUCCACCAUGAAGGUCCGUGUAACAUUGAAGUGCUGGACGGCAGCUCGCUGUCCCUGCGUGGCUUCCUGGACAGAUACGCUUACAGCACGCCGGUGGUGAUCAGAGGCGUGACGGAUAACACGGAAUUCCGCUCUUUGUGCUCCAAGUCGACUCUACUGGACGAGUACGGCGAACGCAAAGUGCGGCUCAGUACGGCCAACACGCAUUCUUACACAAAAGUGGACGUGGCCUUCAGGAAGUACGUGGACGUCCUGCUCAGGCCCCAGUCGCCGGAUGUCCUUGGCAGCGACACGUUGUACUUCUUUGGAGACAACAACUUGAGCGAGUGGCGGAGUCUCUUUGACGUCUACAAGCCGCCGCCGUUGGUGUUGCCUCGCACCAGCAGGGCGUACAGCUUCGGCAUCGCAGGACCCGGAACCGGCGUCCCCUUCCACUGGCACGGGCCGGGCUUCUCUGAGGUCAUCUACGGGAGGAAGCGCUGGUUCCUCUACCCGCCCGGCCAGGCGCCACAUUUCCACCCCAACAGCACCACCCUGUCCUGGUUGACGGACACCUACCCCCACCUGCCGGAACACCAAGCCCCACUGGAGUGCACCAUCCGACCCGGAGAGGUGCUUUACUUCCCCGACCGCUGGUGGCACGCCACGCUGAACUUGGACACCAGCGUCUUCAUGUCCACCUUCCUGGGAUGACAGAUGACAUUAAACAGCCAUUGUGCUCUUC
Messenger RNA from Doryrhamphus excisus (bluestripe pipefish), 905 nucleotides. RefSeq names its product jumonji domain containing 8 (gene jmjd8). Gene Ontology annotation, molecular function: cis-regulatory region sequence-specific DNA binding. NCBI's taxonomy places the organism in Eukaryota, Metazoa, Chordata, Actinopteri, Syngnathiformes, Syngnathidae. Gene Ontology annotation, cellular component: nucleus. The record is from RefSeq and is a predicted model, not a curated record.